AUAACGAUGAUUUCGAAACCUAGCUACCCAAUUCGUCCAUGUUGCUAUAAGUCCCGGUCUAUGGCCAUCCAAGAUAUCAUUCAUGCUUUCUCGGCCCUCUCACCUUCAUCUGGGCUACCCAUUGACCCGUCAUCUCUGUUCCCCAUUCAUCUGUUAAGGAAGAGUUUGAGUUUGAAGAUUUUGAAGAGUUCGACAUCUCUGACAUGGCCAGCUCAAGAAUUUCAUUAUAUGGAGUGAGCUUCUUUACUUGGUGGAUUUAUUGGGCUUUGUUGUUUACAGAAGUAAACAGUGAACUUACCCAUCCUGAUGAAGUGGGGGCAUUGCAUUCCAUCAAGGAAAGUCUGGUUGACCCAUAUGAGAACCUCAGAAAUUGGAAGGGAGACCCAUGCACCUCAAAUUGGACUGGUGUAAUAUGCUACAAUGCAACAAAGGAUGGUUAUCUUCAUGUUCAAGAACUACAACUUCUAAAACUGAACCUUUCUGGAAGUUUAUCACCUGAGCUUGGGCGCUUAUCUUAUAUGAAGAUACUAGAUGUAAUGUGGAACACAAUUGGUGGGAGUAUACCGCACGAGAUAGGGAAUAUUACAUCUCUGGAGUUAUUGCUUCUGAAUGGAAAUAAUCUGACAGGUUCCUUGCCCGAAGAAAUUGGGAAUCUUCCAAACUUGGACAGGAUACAAAUUGAUCAGAAUCAUAUAUCCGGACCCUUACCUGUAACAUUUGCAAAUUUAAACCGAACAAAACACUUCCACAUGAAUAACAAUUCAAUAAGUGGACAGAUCCCACCAGAGCUUUCUAGACUGCCAAUGCUUGUGCACUUAUUACUUGAUAAUAACAACUUAUCUGGAUACCUUCCACCAGAACUAGCUGAAAUGCCAAACUUGCGCAUAAUCCAACUGGACAACAAUCACUUUGAAGGAAGCUUGAUACCAGAUACCUAUGGAAAGAUAUCACACUUGCUGAAAUUGAGCCUCAGGAACUGCAGUUUACGGGGACCAGUACCGGAUCUGAGCAACAUAGACAACCUUACAUACAUAGAUCUAAGCUUUAACCAGCUUUCGGGGAGUAUUCCAACACGUAAGCUCUCUGAUUAUGUCACAACCAUUGAUCUAUCACACAACAAUCUUGGUGGAAGUAUCCCUACCAACUUUUCCAGCCUCCGUAAUUUGGAAAGAUUGUCACUUGCAAACAAUACAUUGACAGGUUCUGUAUCAUCUAUUUUUUGGCAAAAUAGGAAACUCCAAGGAACUAAGAAACUUAUCUUGGAUUUUCAGGACAACAUGCUUUCAAAUAUAUCAGGAAGCCAAAUCAUUCCACCAAAUGUCACUGUCAGAUUCCAUGGAAACCCCUUGUGCAAAAAUGCCAACACAAUUGAUGUCUGUGGCUCUGUUGAUUACAAUUCUAGUGACAACUUGGACACCAAAGACUCCACUUCCUGUCCCAUCCAAGGGUGUCCCUAUCCUUAUGUAUAUGCCCUGCCUGCCAAUAGUUGCUUCUGUGCAUUACCUCUACUUGUGGAGUAUAGACUAAAGAGCCCUGGAUUCCGGGACUUCCCACCACACCAGAUGGAGUUCGAGGAUUACCUGACCUCUGGACUUCGGCUGAAUUUUUCACAGCUAGACAUUGAUAAAUUUACAUGGGAAGAAGGCCCUCGGGUAAAGAUAAGCUUGAAGUUUUUCCCAACGUAUAUUCCGAGUAACAGUUUUCACACAUUCAAUAAGAGUGAACGCCUUCGGAUCAUGAGCAUGUUCACUGGAUGGCUGAUACCUGAUAGUGAUCUUUUUGGACCUUAUGAACUUCUUGGUUUCACCCUACUGGGCGAUUAUAAAGAGGAUAUCCCUAUCCGUUCAGAAUCUUCUUUAAGCAAGAGAUUUAUUGCUGGUAUCAUACUCGCAUCAAUUUUUGGUGCAGUUACAAUGUCUGCUUGUGUGGGGCUCCUCAUUUUGAGACUGCAUGUGCAAAAACACCAUUCAACUUCGAAAAAACAUCGAUCUUCGGUCUCUGUCAAAAUUGAUGGUGUAAAAGACUACACUUUUCAAGAAAUGGCACUGGCAACAGAAAACUUUCAUGACUCUUGCAUUGUUGGACAAGGAGGUUAUGGGAAAGUUUAUAAAGGCAUUUUGGCUGAUGGAACAGUUGUAGCCAUCAAACGUGCUCUAGAGGGAUCCUUGCAGGGUGAAAAAGAGUUUCUUACAGAAAUCGAACUACUUUCUAGGCUACAUCACAGGAACCUGGUGUCUUUAAUUGGAUACUGUGAUGAAGAAGGUGAUCAGAUGCUUGUUUAUGAAUACAUGUGUAACGGUACUUUGAGAGAUCACCUAUCUGGAAAAUUUAAAGAAUCUCUCAGCUUUGAUAUGCGGUUGAGAAUGGCGCUAGAGUCUGCAAAGGGGAUUCUGUAUUUGCAUACCGAAGCUGAUCCGCCUAUAUUCCAUAGAGACAUCAAGGCUAGCAACAUACUCUUAGACUCAAAGCUCACAGCUAAAGUUGCUGAUUUUGGACUCUCAAGGCUUGCUCCUGUUCCUGAUCUUGAAGGGGUUUUACCUAACCACGUAUCAACCCUUGUUAAGGGUACUCCGGGAUACCUUGAUCCAGAGUAUUUCCUAACACACAAUCUCACAAGCAAGAGUGAUGUUUACAGUCUCGGCGUUGUGUUUCUUGAACUAUUGACUGGAAGGCACGCUAUUUCACACGGUAAAAACAUCGUUAGGGAGGUGAACAAUGCAUGCCGUGAAGGCAUGAUAUUGGAUGCCAUUGACAAACGGAUGGGACCUUACCCAUUGGAAUGCGUGGAAACAUUUGUUACUCUUGCCCUCAGGUGUUGCCGAGAAGAGACAGAUUCACGGCCUUCAAUGGCGGAAGUCGUUCGGGGGCUCGAAGGUAUAUGUCGUAUGAUGCCGCCGCGGGGGGAUAGUGGGAUCAAAGAAUCGUCUCAGUUGUCGAGCGCCGAUGCGACUACUACUACUACUGAUAUGGCCAACAACCUGUCGUCCCCUGCAUCGUCACCUAUUCAACAUUCUGAUGUCUCUAGCAGUGCCCUUCUCAGUGGUAUUCUCCCUUCCAUCUCUCCCAGAUGACAUCUUCACAACUUCCCCAGUUCAUUCCAGUCACGCCAAGUUUGAAUUUGACACCAAAGUUUGACAUCACGUGUUUAUAUACGUACACACAUAGACAAUCAUUAUCCGAGCCACGGACAAUGAUUGUCAUUGUACGCGCAUGUCUGCGAAGCACAUGUUGUCAAACUCUGACGUUUAUAUAGAAUUACCCAAAAAUCAUAAUAAAUAAAUGAAUAUGUUCAGUGGUUUGAGAGAGAGGACAAUUUUUUGUUUUCCUAGGUUUAUUUUUUGUGUUGCUUUUGCAAAAUUUAUUUUACCCGGACGGAAAAAGUGACCCAUCCAGUUUUUACUUUUUUGUUGAUGAAAUGUGAGAAUAUACUGUACUACGUAUUUGUUUGUUACGGAGUAGUUUUUUUUGGGACGGAUGAAAAAAGAAAGGAGAAAUGUUUUCUGGGACGGACGGAGUAAGUAUUAUAAUCAUUUGUAUCGU
Molecule: messenger RNA, 3540 nt
Organism: Cuscuta campestris
Lineage: Eukaryota; Viridiplantae; Streptophyta; Magnoliopsida; Solanales; Convolvulaceae
Source: the annotation of a GenBank genome assembly